CGGCAUUUGUAUCACAACAUAGACAGAGGUUCUUUAAUCCCUGCCAUGGCAUGCAUUUCCGGGGCCCUUGGCCUCUCAUAACGUUCGUGGCCUUCUCGUUGCUGCUGUUGUGGCACAACUUCGAUGCAGCCGAACAGUGGAGCGGACGAAAAGGAAACCUUGUAUUGAAUGAGCUGAAAGAAGAGAUUGAGAAGCACAGGAAGGAGAUCGCAGAUCUUCAUCGAGAUGUUGAAGAUGUCAGGCGUUCUAUGUCGUCAAUGGGGUCGCAUGAGGAGAUGGCGGAAGAUGCUGAAGGGGAAGUGCAGAAAGGCCAAUGCAACAUCUUUGCUAUGUGGAACUACCCAAGUGGACCACCCAUGUUUAUCCAAAAGAAUUUGGAAUCCUGGGUCCACUAUUCCCAGGGACGUUGUCGAUUCCCCUGGCUGAUCAAUGAGACCAACAUCAGAGAAUUCAUUCCAGACCUUCCUGCAGAGUACGAUCGUAUGCCUCCGGAUUACGAUGCUGCAAAGUCAGAUGUGGUCAGGUAUGCCUUGCUGUACCACCACGGAGGCAUAUACUUGGACACUGAUUUUCUAGUUGCCCGGGAUCUCUCACCUGUACUGGACCGCAUCGAAGAUCAUGAUAUUGUGUCGUAUACCACCACCGGGCAGGCUUGCCAUAGAGGGACAUUCAGUUCCAACUUCUUGGCAGGACGUAAGGGCAGCAGCGUUUUUGAGGCAAUUUGGAAUGCGCAGAAGGAGGCAUUGUCCAACCAUUGUGAUGACAAGUUGCCUGCAAAUGACAGGAAAGUUUGUUGCUCGGAUGACUUGGAACGCCCAUGUCACAUUCCCUGGGCCGGCAUCGGAGAAAACGUGGCGCACCCAGUGCUCAAAAACAUGUUGAUGAUGCGGACAGGCAUCAAAAUCUAUUGCUUUGAAGGGAAAGAUAGCUUCGUCCCUCAGAACUUCUUGGACAUUUUGAAGAAGCAUCCCAAGCUCGAUGAUGCAGUUAAAGCUUUCCAACGAAGUGGCGUGACGAACCCGUUGGAGAGGCUGAUGUAUCAUCUCUUCGCUUCACAGGGCUUUGGGGCUGAUCAUGAUGGCGCAACACUCUUCGACCCCUCCACCUUUGUGGGGCAUUUAUAUCGCAAAAGUGUGGGAAGCUUCACAGAGAUCCCACGAGAUCCAUUGGACGAUGGGCCUGGAUUCAUUUGUGCAAAUGAUGGAGAUACUUGCAAAUGCAAUGGGAAGGUGUUCUACGGGAGACGUUUCCAAAAUGAUGGGAAUGGUGUGAGGGCAGAGCUUAAAGAUCUUAUCAAGAAACGGUAUGUGGUCAAGGAAGUACAUGGCCGAGUGCAAUGCACGGUUGACGUGUUUGGUGAUCCAAUAUUCACCGUGCCAAAACAUUGUGUUUGCCAGCCUCGUGAUGAAGCAUCACGCAGCGGACACGACGAAAAUAUUGAGAAGCGCAGACAGAACCGCAAAGACACACUGCAGCCAGGCAACUUUCUGUCUAGAUUCUAG
Durusdinium trenchii is the source of this 1502-nucleotide messenger RNA. Lineage: Eukaryota; Dinophyceae; Suessiales; Symbiodiniaceae. The record is from the annotation of a GenBank genome assembly.